UCUUGGGUGUGGAUCCAUAUUCGGUGGAAAAGCACAAAGUGGGAUUUAAUUUAACAUCACGUGGUUCAUCAGGAAGAAGCGUUGAGAGACUGUCUAAAGGAGAGCAGAAAAUCGCAUUUAACCUCUUCAACAGUUUUGGGUAACCAUGUUGGAUGAUUGACAAAUGACAGGGGCAACCAUCAAGCUGAGGGUGGUACAGACGAAAGUAUGUAUGUCCACAGCAAGCACAGGACAAACCUUCAGUCCAAACCCUUUCAUGAGAGCCCAGCCCUCACUCUGCUUCCAUCAGGACCACGGUCCCGUGUAGGAACACGGCUUUCCUGCAGAAACUCUGAGCCUGCGGGCCUGCAAGUGCAGGGGUUUGGCUGUCCCCUCCAGCAGAGGCCCUGCAGUGGCAGGGUGACACCUCAGAGCAGAGGGGGAGGGGAUGGGAGACUGAUGCUGCUGAGCAGUCUCAAGGGAAGGCUGGAGAGCAAAGCAAAACCAGUGGCAAGGGCCAGGACCGGAAAGAGAGCUGUGGAGAGCCUUCAGGCUGGAGCUGCCACUGUUUGCCACCACAGAGAUCCAGUCAGUGACACAGCAGAAAAUCCCAUAACUCCAUGGAACAAUGAGAGAAAGGCUGGUGACGGACAGCCCGGCGCCGUGAGGGUUUCAAAACUUCAUCUGUAUCUGCCUUCAACACGUUGUGAGGAUUUGGACCAGGACUCGCAGACAGAGGAGAUAAGGCCUUCAGCAGACAAUCCUCAUGUUCAAGAACCUGAUGUCAAACCAAACAACACAGGAGACCAGCGUGCAGCACUUCACAGCUCACCACAAUCACCCUCUGAUGACAUCACAAUGGAGGACUCAUAAGAUGUGAAGAACAGAGGACAGAGGGGCCCAGAGCAGUAAACAGAUUGAGCCAAUCUGCCCAUAAAGAGCCUCCACACAGAGUGGACAAAACAGUGUGAUGAGAAACAGGCCUGAGCUGAUAAGGCCUGCAGCUGUCCACAGAUAUGGGCCCCGCGAGGGUUAAAAAUAUGAGCUCCAUAAUGAGAUGGUGUUGGAGUAAAGGGAUGCCUUCAUACAACUGAUGUGCUUGUGCAACAAACACUACUAUUAGUGGAACAGGUGUGUUUGUUUCAAAAUACAAACUGGGAAGAAGGACACAGAAACACACUGGGCCCAGAGCAGCAUGUGAAUAGACGUAAAGAAAGAGAAAGACUUAAAGAGAAUAUUUCAAAUUCAACAAGUGCCCAAAGAGAUACAUUUAUUUAAAACACACAAUGAACAACUUCCAGUAUCUGACAAUAAAUCCCUGUAAUCGUAAUGGUUUGUCCCAACUCUCUCAUCAGUGGCUGUCUGAAAGGCAGGGACAAAAUAAUCAACCGUCAGCAAAAAGAAACGAGGCUACACACACUAACACUAACGUUUCAGAGGGUGAUUCACACUGUAAGGAAAACAGGGGAAUGUUUUAAAUGACUAAACACUCAAGACAAAACUGGUAAUCAAAGGAGAAUCAUUUGCAAAUGUUAAUUGCUGUGAUCACGUGGAAAAUACAUGCACAUCAUUUACAGUAGUUUACAAUACUAUAUGAACAAAAUGACAGAGUGUGAGUCUGUCACUUUCAGCAAACUGUAAAAUCAAUCCAUGCUCUUUUCCCUCCAGGGGACAUGACAGCUUCCGGUCAAGAAACCUGGCCUGUGUAGACGUCCUGCAUUAUUUCAGAGGUGUGGAGCUUAUCGUUCACAGCGUGUCGUGUCUGCGUAGCGUCUUGUUUCAGAGCCUCUCUCAGUACAGAGGUAGCAGAUCAUACACCACACACUGUGCUCCGGAGAGAUCUGGACUCCGCUGCUGCUCCGAAAAGGCCUCAGUGCACAGGAGCCUGUCGCAGAUGAAAACCAAAGUCACCCUUUCAGCUCAUGCCACACAUGUGAGUAACUCACAACAAACAAAAUGAUAAACGAAAGAAAAGAAUAGCCUAAAAAAAAAAAA
Paralichthys olivaceus (Japanese flounder) is the source of this 1974-nucleotide messenger RNA. Lineage: Eukaryota; Metazoa; Chordata; Actinopteri; Pleuronectiformes; Paralichthyidae. The record is from RefSeq and is a predicted model, not a curated record.